Molecule: messenger RNA, 1686 nt
Organism: Aspergillus terreus NIH2624
Lineage: Eukaryota; Fungi; Ascomycota; Eurotiomycetes; Eurotiales; Aspergillaceae
Product: DUF803 domain protein
Exons: 5
Coding region: 1-1686 (561 amino acids)
Biological process (GO): magnesium ion transport
Cellular component (GO): membrane
Molecular function (GO): magnesium ion transmembrane transporter activity
Source: RefSeq, a predicted model, not a curated record
AUGGGCAAUCUGGGUGGUCUGUCGCCGCAGGGGAGUGUUGCGUACAAUGUCACUGACAGCUUUGGGGCGAUUCAGGUCGGAGUGAUCAUCGGGUUGAUCUCGACCAGUCUCCAGGCCAUUGGUUUGACCUUCCAGCGCAAGUCGCAUAUCCUCGAGGACGAGAAGUUCCCCUACGAUUCACGACGCCCUCCAUACAAACGUCGACGAUGGCAGGUGGGCAUGUCGAUGUUCGUCAUCUCGAACAUCGUCGGCAGCACCAUCCAGAUCACUACACUUCCGCUCCCGGUACUCUCCACCCUUCAGGCUUCCGGUCUGGUCUUCAACACCAUAUUCGCUACCUUAAUUCUGGGUGAGCCAUUUACCCGAUACUCCCUCAUCGGCACCGUCCUCGUCUGCAUCGGGGCCGUUCUCAUCGCGGUCUUCGGUGCUGUCGGAGAACCUGCGCAUACCCUCGACCAACUUCUCGAACUAUUAAAACGCCGAAACUUCAUUCUCUGGAUGGUGGCGACCGCGAUCAUAGUGGUAGUCAUCUACGCAGGGUCCAAAGUGCUGAAGUAUCUUACACACUCGGCGCGAUCGAAACACUCCACCAUCCACAACCAUGCGUAUGCUCCUCCCCGCAUACCAAUGGCCCACGGCCGAGUCCGGCUGAUCCGUGGAUUAUGCUAUGGCCUGAUCAGCGGGGUCUUGUCAGCGCAUACCCUUCUCCUCGCUAAAUCCGCCGUGGAACUGCUGGUCCGGACCAUAGUGGAUCGCGUCAAUCAGUUCAACCGAUGGCAGUCAUGGGUCAUUCUCCUGGCAAUGAUCACCGUUGCUCUCAUGCAGCUGUAUGCAUUACACCGAGGCCUGAAGCUCUGCAGCACCAGUGUUCUCUACCCAUUCGUCUUCUGCAUCUACAACAUCAUCGCCAUCAUCGAUGGCCUCAUAUAUUUCCGCCAAAUGUCGCAGUUGGCCGGAAUCCACGCUGGACUCAUCGCACUGGGCACAAUCGUGUUGCUCAGUGGAGUCUUAUGUCUCUCGUGGCGGUUAGAAGUCAUUGAGAGCCACGCAGGCGUGACGGUGGUUGGACCGUCGCAGACGGCAUUGGGCCCUGGCAUGGCCCUUGUCGAAGAACCGUCCAUCUGGGCCGAACUCGACGAUUCCGACUAUGACGACCCCGACCCCGACAUCAACCCCCUUCACCGCGCCCUCCCCACCGACACAUUCAAAACCAGACCACGCAGCAAGACCGGGUCCAUAGUCCCGAAAGACGGCUCGCUACGUGGGCCCCGCCGCGCAACGGCCGCAUCCACCCAUCAAAACACGUGGACGUCGCGCCGGGUGCCCCCAUCCAUCCAUGAGGUCCGCCGCCAACGCCGAACCUCCGCCCCAGUGCUGAACCACCAUACCAACCCUAUCCAGAAUCGUCUCCCUUCCAUCGGUCCUUUCUUCGAGGCCGCGCGGGACCGAAUAACCAGCUACGGCACCCAAGAUGACCGCUCCGACGAGCCGUUCCUAACGAGCCGUCGUCGGGGACAUCAGUCCACCCCAACAGAGGAUCACCCGUCCUCGAACGCACCAACCGAGUCGCGCCUUGCCGGUCCAAGACGCGCUUUGGGCAGUGCCUGGAGGGCCGGCGUUGGGUAUCUGUCGCGAGUAACAGGGCGAAAGCCAACCCCCGACGAGGCAGAGAAUCAUCUGCCUUGA